Molecule: messenger RNA, 2619 nt
Organism: Anolis carolinensis (green anole)
Lineage: Eukaryota; Metazoa; Chordata; Lepidosauria; Squamata; Anolidae
Product: short transient receptor potential channel 2-like
Exons: 14
Coding region: 1-2619 (872 amino acids)
Biological process (GO): single fertilization; regulation of cytosolic calcium ion concentration; calcium ion transmembrane transport
Cellular component (GO): cation channel complex; plasma membrane
Molecular function (GO): inositol 1,4,5 trisphosphate binding; store-operated calcium channel activity
Source: RefSeq, a predicted model, not a curated record
AUGGCAUCGGAAUUCGAAGGCAUCAUGCCUAACUGGAAGGAGAUUGUCAACAAGAAGCUCCGUUUCCCCGAGGGCCUGCUGGCCGCCAUCCAGGACGGGCACCUGGUGCGAGUCCAGCAGCUCCUGCAGGUGACUGACGGGGUGCUCCGCCAGCUGGACGAGGCCGAGGACCGGUCGUGGCGAGAGGCCCUCAACUUGGCCAUCCGGACGGGCGGCGAGGAGAUGACCAGGACCCUCCUACGCAUGGUCAAGUUCAAUUUCCGCCAGGUCCAUGAGGCCCUGCUGGUGGCGGUGGACACCAACCAGCCGGCGGUGGUGAAGCUGCUGCUGGACCGUCUGGACCAGGAGAAGAGCCUGAAGGUGGACACCAAGUCCUUCUCGCUGGCCUUCUUCGACAACGCCAUCGACGACUCCCGCUUCGCCCCCGGCGUGACCCCGCUGACCCUGGCCUGCGAGAAGGACCUCUACGGGAUCGUGGUCACGCUGCUGGGCAAGGGCCAUGCCAUCGCGCCGCCCCACAAGGUCUCCUGCGCCUGCCUGGAGUGCUCCAACGGGCGCAAGUUCGACCUGCUCAAGUUCUCCUUGUCGCGCAUCAACACCUACAAGGGCAUUGCCAGCCGGGCCCACCUCUCCGUGGCCAGCGAGGACGCCAUGCUGACCGCCUUCAAGCUCAGCCGGGAGCUCAAGCGCCUCUCCAAGAAGGAGCCCGAGUUCAAGCCGGAGUACCUGGCGCUGGAGCAGCUCUGCCAGGAGUUUGCCUUUGAGCUGCUGGGCAUGUGCCGCAACCAGAGCGAAGUGACCGCUGUGCUGAACGACGACAACGGCGUGGGGGAGGCCGAGGAAGAGGAGGGGGGCGCCCUGGAUGACCAGGCCUUCGAGGAGGGCAUCCCCAACCUGGCCCGGCUACGGCUGGCCGUCAACUACAACCAGAAACGGUUCGUGGCCCACCCCAUCUGCCAGCAGGUCCUCUCCUCCAUCUGGUGUGGGAGUCUUCCCAGCUGGAGGGGCAGCAACAGCCUCUGGAAGGUCUUUGUCUCCUGCUCCAUCUUCCUGACCAUGCCCUUCCUCUGCCUGGUCUACUGGUUCGCCCCCAAGUCCAAGGUGGGCAAAAUGCUGAAGAUCCCGGUGAUCAAGUUCCUGCUUCACUCGGCUUCCUACGUCUGGUUCCUGGUCUUCCUUCUGGCGGAGUCUCUGGUCCUGGAGCAGAACCACGGGGCCUUUUCGGGACGCAACCAGAGCCUCCUGGAGACCUCCCUCCACAUGAUUUGGGUGGCAGGCUUCUUCUGGUUCGAGUGCAAGGAGGUGUGGAUCGAGGGCCUGCGCAGCUACCUGCUGGACUGGUGGAACUUCCUGGACGUGGUCAUCCUCAGCAUGUACCUGGCCUCCUUCGUGCUCCGGGUCCUGAUCUUCCUCAAGGGACGGGUCUCCUGCCAAGACGGCGGCGCUUCCUCCCAGGAGUGCCAUUACUACACCCAGGCCGUGCGUGGGGAGUGGCGGGCGGAAGACCCCCAGUUCCUGGCAGAGGUGCUCUUUGCGGUGACCAGCAUGCUGAGCUUCACCCGCCUGGCCUACAUCCUGCCGGCCCACGAGACCCUGGGCACCCUCCAGAUCUCCAUCGGGAAGAUGAUCGACGACAUGAUCCGGUUCAUGUUCAUCAUGAUGAUCAUCCUGACGGCCUUUUUGUGCGGGAUGAACAACAUCUAUGUUCACUACCAGGAGUCCAAGCGGCUGGGAAGCUUCAACGAGACCUUCCAGUUCCUCUUCUGGACGAUGCUGGGCAUGGAGGAGCACAACGUGGUGGACAUGCCCCAGUUCUUUGUGGCCGAGCUGGUGGGCAGGGUCCUCUACGGGGCCUUCACCAUCAUCAUGGUGGUCGUCCUCCUCAACAUGCUCGUCGCCAUGAUCACCAACUCCUUCCAGAAAAUCGAGAACGAUGCAGACGUGGAGUGGAAGUUUGCCCGCUCCAAGCUCUACUUGUCCUACUUCCGGGAAGGCCUGACCCUGCCCGUCCCCUUCAACAUCCUCCCCACCCCAAAGGCCGUCUUCUUCCUCCGCAGGGGCCUCUUCCGCUUCCUUUGCUGCUACAACCCAAGCGGGCCGCAGAAGUACCCUCCCAUUUCAACCAUCUCGAACCCGUCCAUCGAAGAAGGUGCCCUGCGGUCCGAAACCCGCCUCUCCUACCGGCGCCAGGUGCUGAAGGCCUUGGUCCAGCGCUACAUCGACACGGCCAGGCGGGAGUUCGAGGAGGGACGCAGAAAAGACCUGGGCAACCGCCUGACGGAGCUGAACAAGUCGGUGCUGCGCCUGCAUUCGGAGGUGAAGCAGCUCCGGCGGUCAGUGGCCGCCAGUUCCGUGGCCACGAACCCUUUGGACGGGGCCAGCGUCCUGCGCAGGUACAUCAUGAAGGUGCGCAACAGCUUCCAGAGCUACGACUCCCACGACCCGGGCAGCUCCGGCCAGGCCUCUCCCGAGGAAGCCGUGGUGGUCCACCAGGAGGAAGAGGAAGGAGGCCUCCCCAAAGAGGGAGCGGACCCCCCAGAAAGCGCCACAGGAGGGGAGGAACCCCCAAAGGAGGAGGCCCCGGCGGAAGAGCCCGAUGUCCCCCAAAGCGGUCUAUGA